AUGGAUUUUCAAACAACAAACACAAGGAGGAAAAUAUUAAAUCACGUAGUCUGUAGUAUUUUGGUAGAAUGCGGUUACGACACUUGUGAAAAGCAAGCACUAGAGGUUCUCACAGAAAUGCUACUGUCUUGUAAGGAUAUUAAUUAAUUUUAGUAUUUCUAACCUCUCCGUAUUCGAAAUUUGUCAACUUCAUUACGAUAUCAUUGUACGAUUAUAAACACGGAUGAUAAACAUUUGUAUUAUAAAUAUAAAUAUAGAUUAUGUAAAAAGUUUAUGCAAAGAGAACGUACCGUUAUAAAUCUAUAUAACAUAAAUAUAAACCUAUACGACACGAGUAUAAACAAGUUACGCGAAUGGAAAGCAACGUAAUUGGAUAAAAAUUUCAGAAACUGAACAAAUAUUUACGAGAUUAUUCUUAAAUUUAUAUCAUCAUUCGUUGGACAGAUUUGUAAUGACACGUGCUUAAAUUAUUUAUAGUUGUCGUAGAAGUUGGAGAAUCUGCAAGGAAUUACUGCGAACUGUCCGGUAGAACAGAACCGCUCAUUGCGGAUGUUAUAGUAGCGUUGGUAAAUAUGGGUAUAAAAUUAGAUAAUUUGGAAAGUUAUGGCAAGAGAGCCAAUAGAACAGUUUUGCCGCCGCUUCAGCAACAAACUCAAUCGAAACAAUUAAAUAUUUUGCAAGCUGGAGUGAAACAGAGUCACCCAUCUCACAUACCGAGUUAUUUACCACCUUUCCCUGAUCCGCAUGCAUACAUUCGAACACCGACACAUAAACAACCAGUAACAGAGUACGAAGCAAUAAGAGAGAAAGCAGCAACGCAAAAACGUGAUAUCGAAAGAGCUUUAACAAGAUUUAUUGCAAAAACUGGGGAAACACACAGUCUGUUUUUAACAGAAGAUAACAGUAUGUUUCCACUAAUAUCGUGUAAACCGCAAUUUCCUAGUUAUCUUUCCGCACUCCUUCCACAGGAUCAAGUUUUUGAAACUGAUCAGGACUUUCAAUUUGAACCAAGUCCAAUCAAAAAGAAAAAGGAGCAAGAGAGAGAAGAGUUGGAAGAAGGUAUGAAAGGACAAAACGAAGAUGUCGAACAAAACGGGGAAAUUGCAACGCAACAAGACGCUAUAGAUAAUCCUUACUUGAGACCUGGAAAAAUACCAAAAAAUAAAAUGCCAGGCGCCUCGGUUCCUGGUUUACAUUCAAUAAAGAGGGAUUCUCUUGAAUGA
Molecule: messenger RNA, 1223 nt
Organism: Heterotrigona itama
Lineage: Eukaryota; Metazoa; Arthropoda; Insecta; Hymenoptera; Apidae
Source: the annotation of a GenBank genome assembly